Molecule: messenger RNA, 968 nt
Organism: Cucurbitaria berberidis CBS 394.84
Lineage: Eukaryota; Fungi; Ascomycota; Dothideomycetes; Pleosporales; Cucurbitariaceae
Product: cytidine deaminase-like protein
Exons: 1
Coding region: 72-641 (189 amino acids)
Molecular function (GO): diaminohydroxyphosphoribosylaminopyrimidine deaminase activity
Source: RefSeq, a predicted model, not a curated record
UUUGAAGACACUCGUUAAUCCGCUAAAGAUCAUUUUCGUACUUCCCUCUCACUAUCACUAUCACUAUCAAGAUGCCCGAAGAAUGGGAAGGCCCAGUUCGGAUGUGGGAUGGUCCGGUACCGCCAGCACCAGCGCCAGAUCCCAAUGAUCACAUGCAGUACAUGCGUCUCGCCCUGGACCAGGCACACGAAUCACCACCAAAGCCAUCCAACUUCCGCGUGGGGGCACUGCUAGUCAACGAAGACACUGGAACUAUUCUAGCUCGAGGCUAUACGCUGGAGUGUGAAGGCAAUACACACGCUGAGCAAUGUUGUCUUCUCAAGUUUGCUCAAGCACAUGACCUACCAGAGGAGAGAGUUGGAGAGGCACUGCCACCCAACACGGUCAUCUACACUACUAUGGAGCCGUGCAAUCUACGGCUUAGCGGCAACUUGCCAUGCGCGGACCGUAUCAUCCGUACCAAAGGCAAAGACGGGGAACAGAGAAUCAAGAAAGUCUAUCUGGGCGUGAAGGAGCCGGAGAAGUUUGUGGGUGAGAAUCAGGGGAGGACAAAGCUGGAAGAGAACGGCAUUGAAUGUGUCCAUAUUCCUGGACUGGAAGAACGCAUAUUGAGUGUUGCAACUGCUGGUCAUAAAAGUUGAACGCUUCAAUUCGCCAAAUGUUACAGUAGUAGGGUCCGUGGCUUUACCUAUAAGGCUUUAAAGCCUCCGGUAAGCAGUCGAGAAAAGUGUAAUGUACAAUAAGCCGACUUGUUGUAGAAGCCCGCUUGCGCAAUAAGUGAUGAAGAUGCCCGGGUCCUUUCUAGAUCGCUCCUUCGCCAUCCCAUUAAUGCACCCUGAACCACCUCUUCUGUCGCCAUUAUGGGUGCCGUAGCCUUCAACAUUGAUCCGAGCUACACUGGCAUUUUGUGGUUGUUCCACUAAAGCCUGCGGCCGGCGCGUACGCAAAACAAUAUGAAGCAAAGUCUA